Lycium barbarum (goji berry) is the source of this 606-nucleotide messenger RNA. RefSeq lists its product as uncharacterized. The record is from RefSeq and is a predicted model, not a curated record. The transcript has a single exon. The coding region runs from base 16 to 519 and encodes 167 amino acids. Lineage: Eukaryota; Viridiplantae; Streptophyta; Magnoliopsida; Solanales; Solanaceae.
UCAUUACUUAUUUUUAUGCUCAAAGAAGUACCCAUGUCUACAAACAUUUUUUACCUCCUCUUCCUCUUCUUUUCAACUACAGCAGCUUCAAGAAAUGAGAAGCCAUCAGCCUAUGAAGAGCUACAGCGUUAUGAUUUCCCAAUGGGGAUUCUUCCAAAAGGGGUGAAAGACUAUGAAUUAAACACAAAAACAGGUGAAUUCGCAGCUUAUCUUAAUUCUACAUGCAGCUUCAGAUUGGAGAACUCGUAUCAGCUAAAUUACGAGCCUGUUAUAAAAGGGGUUAUUUCCAAAGGCAGGCUUAGAAAACUGAGUGGUGUUAGUGUUAAGGUGUUAUUGGUAUGGGUCAACAUUGUUGAAGUUAAGCGAAAAGGUGACAAUCUUGAGUUUUCAGUUGGGCUCGCGUCGGCGAAUUUUCCGGUUGACAACUUUGAGGAAUGCCCACUGUGUGGGUGUGGAUUGGAUUGUACUGAUGAAGAGGAGAACAAGUUUGGGCAGAAUAAUCUUGUAUCUUCUUCGUAGAGUAGGUACUCUGAUUUUCCUAUGUGUCACUGUGUUAGUGUAACAAUAUCUUCAAGAAAUAAGAACAAAGGCAGGUGCCUUGUCAAA